Molecule: messenger RNA, 5038 nt
Organism: Nylanderia fulva
Lineage: Eukaryota; Metazoa; Arthropoda; Insecta; Hymenoptera; Formicidae
Source: RefSeq, a predicted model, not a curated record
GCGAUGUGGCGCGAUGUGGCGAUCAAAUCGGUAAAGAUGUAAGACUGUGGACUGUGUCAUCGCGCAUCGUCAGCUGCGUGUAGCGGCGGACGUGCGCUAGUGUCGGCAUCGCUGCUGCUCUCGUUCCUUAUUUUAACAUAUCGGCCUUGUCUUUCAACUUUUGGAAACAGCGGAGAGAACUGCCGUUCCGUUUUCUAUCGGAUAGUGGCUAAUAUCGUAUAUAAGAGAGCCAAACGUGCAAAACGCAACAAUUAUUUGGCUAUGAAUUCUUCAACGUACGCCGGGAAUCCGGAUGCCAUGAUUGCGGGCCCUCCUCCACCACCGCCCCCUCCACCUCCAAUGUCUGGUCAACUGCCAUCUAUGAGGAUAAAUACUACAGAGAAUGCAGGAACGAAGAAAGCGCAGACAGUGAAUAACGACGGUAUUUACGAGCCACCAGCAGCUAUUCAGAAUGCAAUGUUAACAAAGGAUAAGAAGCCCUUUACUUACACGCCAGGUAUGGGUGGUAAACUAGAUCUCUCGCAGAUUCGUAGUCCGCGGAUGGCGAGAAGAGUUGCGAAAAAUGCCAAUGAUGAAGGGAUAGAGGGGCCACCGAAACUUGCCGAAUCGAAACCAUCGGUCGCGGCUUCUACUGCGACAAAUUUCUUGGUGCAACCACAGGUCGCGGUACCAGUUUUUCCUUCCAAUGUGCCAGCUCAGCCUCAUGUUAACAGAAUAUCAUCAUCUCAGUUUAUCAAUAGAACUCCAUCGAAUGCCGCGGACAAACAAACCACCGAACCACCAAAGAAUGUUAUAAAGAUAGAUACAAAUAAGGCAGUACCGAUUACUACAGUAAUGAAUCAAUCAAGCACUCCUGAAAGUCCGAGUACACCGACACAAGUUACUUUGGUUAAGGCUCCUACACCCUGGUUGCAAAAUAAGAACAAACCUCAGGAGGAAUUGCCCGAGUGGGCGAAACGCACAUGUAUUAAUAAAACGGCGGUUCUUAACAACGAUUCUUCGGAAAGCGCGCCUUCUCCGACAGUUUAUGUUCAAGUUCAGCAAUCAGUUCCGCAUCAUUCGGAAACAAAACAAAAGCAAGAACAAGAACAACACCCUACUCCGCAGCUCUAUCAGCAGCCAAAAUCGCAACAACAGAAACAAAUUGCUGUUUCCGCAAUGUCCCAACAAACUAAUCCGCAAUCACAUCAGCACGAACGUGUUAUACCCAUUCGAAUCGAGGAUAGACCGUCGGUAUUUGAUGUGAAGCGUGAUUCUGGCCAUCAUCAAUUUAAACAACCUCCAACUUUGCAUCAUCAACAGCGAUGGGGUCAGAUGCCUGCUCAAUAUACCUUGGAGAAUCAGGCGCAAAAUCAUCCACAAAAUCAAGAACAAAUUUGCGUUGCAGCUUUGCCUCGGCCGGAACAAACGGUCGGAACAACCUAUAUUAUCCCUGUUGUAGUGAAAGACAACGACAAAAAGUCAGUGCCGUGUAGUGCCGAAAAUAAUAUGACCGAAAAGGCUGCAAGAAUAAUGCAACAGCGGAAUCCCAACCCGAUUCAACAGCACGAGGCUGGACCAGUUCAAUCACGAUCAUUUCGUGUUCUUCAAAAAAUUACCGAUACAGACACAGUCAAUGACGUGGGUACAGAACAAAUACGUAGAUUGGAAUUGAGUGAAGACGAAAGGCUACUUAUGAAUAAAUUUAAAGAGCAAGUCGAUCACGAAACUUAUCUUCAUCAAGAGGAAGAUCCGAGAUAUCGUGGUGCAGCAAUACCUUCGCGAGCUUUCCGUUUAUUACAAAAUAUGACAGAUUCGAACGAUGCCACAGUUACAUGUGCAGCGCCACGUAAUAUACAAAAUGUUUCAAAUAAGAAACAAAAUAGAAAUUCAAAAGUAUUCGAAGAGAUGCAAGCAAAUUUGCCACCCAGUGAACAACAAGUGCAAGAACCAAAGAAAUACAUGGGUAGUGCAAUUCCUUCUCGAUCCUUUAGGAUAUUACAAGCGAUGACAGCACCAGAAAGUAAUGCCACGCAAGAAAAUCGUCAAGCAGAUUACACCUGUCGAACAGAGAAUAACUUGCCGGGCAAUCAGCAGGGUGUAUUACUUCCUCUUCAACCUAUUCCUUUCUGGUAUCCCGAGGGUUGGUGGGGCUAUUAUCCCGUGCAGUAUAAUGCUACAUCCAACGAAACCGCGAAUGAAACGAACAGACAUUCCUUUCCUUUUUACGCAUAUCCGCGAUAUCCUAUUUACCCGGUUUAUAAUGAAAAUUAUACGAUGACACAACUAAGAGUUACGGAUCAAGAAAAUCCUUCGGGGCAAUACGGUUACGCGGCUGUAAUUUAUCCCCCAGCAGGUUACAACGAUAUUCAACCACAUUCGAACUACGUCGAUGCAAGCAAAUGCAAUUAUCAUGAUCGUUUUAUCGCUGACGAUGCAUUUUUUGCUCGAAACGAUAAAUUAGAUUGUCUGCAAAACGGCACGAUUAAUGAGUCAAAAAACAGCAUUUUGCCUAAUGAGAUUAACCAUUUAAAUGCACAGUCGAACGAGACAUACGAUCCCAAAAAUGUCAGCGAGAACUCCAAUAGAGAAAAUAAUUGCAUUAGUACAGCGAUGAACAUAAUUGACGAGGAAGACUGUAUAUCGACGAAUCCUGACAAUAUUACAGUCGUUAAUAAUAUUGACAUAGCGAAAAAAAAAACAUUUGGUCCGUUCAUCAACGUGCCAAAUUAUACCUACAUAGAUACUAGCGAUUCUAGCGCUUCUAGCGUUGAAUCGAACGAUUCCAGUGAUUCGAGCGAUUCUAUCUCGGACAAUGAACAAUUUUUAAAUUCCUGUCAGAAAAAUCAUAGCCUUAGCAAUGAUACUACUUUCAAUAAUACGUCAUCCGAUAGUGAUUCCGAUUCAUAUAUAGCUUAUUUCACAAGAAUGAAUCCUUACGAGAAAAUUGAGAGAGAUCCGCACAAUUUCUCUUCGAGCAAGAAUCGCACUGACGUAGUCCGCGCUGAGUGCUCAACUGUCGUUAACAAUCUAUGUGGACGCUCGCGAGACUUUUCUGAAAAUUGCAAUCGAACCGGAGAGGAGAUAGAUUUCAGGGAGGAGUGUAUCGAUUAUUUGGACGAUCGAUCGGACUCUCGUAUGACGUUUCAGCAAGCUCUCACGAGCGAGAGCGAGAGACAUAACGGGGAGAAUCGUUCAACCGAUGAUCGAGAUACGUUCGAUUCUUAUUCCUACAAGAGCGAUCGUUACUUGGAGCAAUGUAGUCAGGAGGAUGAUGGUCCGAUAGCGACCGACGAUCCUCCCGAUAUCGAAAGUACGAUGGUCAGCGUGAGUUUGCCUUUGAGAUUCAAGUUUUUCAUAUCCGAAGACAACGAGGACAUCACCACCGUGAUAGUCGGCGAUAGCAAGAUAAAGGCGGAAAAAUCCCGCGACGAGUACUCGAUGAAGAAUGACGUUUGUGUCGACUUUCAUGUUGGCAACGACACUAAUGUAGAUUUUAUGAUAAAGACACACCUUUCGGACUCGGACGAUGCGACGCGCGAUGCAACGCGAAGUGUCGAGAGUGCAAUACCACAUGCGCAUGUAGAUUUCACAUUAAGGAAAGAUCCAACGGGAUCUAUCUGCGAAGGACAGAAUGCGGAAUUCACAAUUGCGAAAAUGGGACAUGGCUACGGAAUAAACUCCGCAGCAAAACCAGAAUCGAAAGAUCCCGAUGCAGAUGUAGACGCAGAUGCUAUUUCCGAAUCGAUAAUCGCUACGCAAGAUAGCUUAUUAAAUGAUGAAAAUUCUGAUUCCACUCAAGAUAUCUUAUUAAAUAAAAAUCCUGAUUCCACUCAAGUAGAAUCCAUUAAUAAUAAUAAUCGAAUUUCAAGUAUCACUUUUGACAGAAUGAUUGGUAGACCGAAACUUGCCACAUUCGAAUGCUCUCCGUCUUUGAUGCAAGACCAUUUCCAAUUUCAGAAUGUUACUACUAUUGAAGAUGAAAAGGAUCGGAAAAAUUGUGCGAUAACAAUAAGAGACGAACACGACAAACACGAUGAAUCUGUCGAUCUGGAUUUCUGUCAGACGCAAAACGUAAAGUGCCUGUCGAAUGUUCAAGAUUCUCGCGAAGACACUGACGACGAGGAUAGCGGAGUUACCUCCGAUAUAAGUCGCAUGAUAUCCGAGGCCGACACGGAUUCGGAGUGUACUUUGAAGAAUAUGAAAAAAUAUCAACGAACGCAGACUCAUUCGCGACUUUUUCGGCUUUUGAACGAUGAUUCUACUCUGUCCGGUUACUCCCUUCGGACAAAUCUUUCUAGAAAAGAAAAUCUUAGCUUGCCACUCGAAACUACGGCUUUCAAUUACGACGACACGUACUGCUCCAAUUAUUCCAGUGGCUUAACUUCUCCCGAAUAUUCGCCCAUUCACGAGCAGUCUUGGCGAAGAUUUCACCAAGAUGCUACGACGAAUGCAAAUCAUUCGGCGGAUUUGACGAAUGUUGAAACCGAUCAUCUUGCGAGUCAGCAAGAAGAUGAAAUCUCUUCAAAAACUGAUCCGUAUUUCCGAACUUGGAAGAGCUCCAAGUUAGCCAAUUUACGCGAGCAUGAUGUUGUACCUUCUCUAGCUUUCAAGACACUCUCAAGCAAGAUACCUUCUUGGACCUACAAGGUGAAUGUACUGUGCCCGAGAAUCAAGAGUACGAAGAGUGUGCCGCAAACUCUAUUAGCACGGCACGACGACGGAACUAACGAUCCGCCGCGGAUGGUUCCUUCUAUCCCAACAUCCUGUACAAACUCUAAAACCAAUUAUUGCUGACGUCCCAGGGUGGAAUGAGGCCAUAUGUUUGCUCGCCGCCGCGAGCAACUGUUCUCCAUGAUCCACGGACAUACUUUUCUCUCGAUUUUCUUCGCAAGGCAGGGUUGGGUAUGCCCGAGAUGUUCUACGGGCUACGUGAUUUUUUUUUCAUUCGGUACAUAUCGUUUCCAUAUAUUCAUCUAUCAUUCUUGAUUUCUUUUCCACGUUUCCCUCUUUCCUAUUCUUCAUUUUUUAUAUAUCUCACUUUACAUAUAUAUAUUUC